UUUCCCUUCAACUUCCCCCACCAAACAUGUAAAAUGUAUUCACACUGCCUUCAUUACAAAAGGGAGCUACAUCGCUACUGUGACACCGUUACCAGUAGCAGCUAUAGGUGAUUUACAAGUGUUGUAGGUCGCUGUUCCAGUGGAGAAUGACUCAACAACUGGAAGACGUUUUGUCUGAACUGCGUACUAAAGAGAGUGAGCUUGUUCUGAGUGCAAGGUAUGGCAAAGCUCUCUUGGAGGAGAAGGAGCAGCUAAGAAAUGAUCUGCAGACUGCUAGGGAAGAAAUGAAGCAACUGGAAGAAAGCUUGCAGUUGCAGAGACACGACUCGCAAAGGGCACUGACUCAAGCAAAGACUCACGCAGACGAACAAGUCACAGACCUUGAGUACAGACUACGUUCAACUAAUAACAGCCUGGAGACAGAACAAAACAAACAAAGAACUACAAAAAAUGAAUACCAGAAAACUCUUGAUACUCUGCAGUUGGAGAACAUCAAACUAAAAGAAAAAAUAAGCACAUUGUUAGGAGACAAGAACAAAGAUGAUGAGAGGGUUAGAAAAGUUAGUGAUGCUCUGAAGCAGUCUGAAGCUCAUGAACUCAGUGCAUCUCUCCAGCAAGAAGAGCUGCAACAACAGUUGGAGACACUGGAGUCUGCUAACAGGAGCUACUCCUCUGACGUGUCCACCCUGGCCCACAGUUGUGACCAGCUCACAGAGGAGUUACAAACUACCAGAGCCCAGUAUGAGAGCCUGGAAAGCCGCUACAUGCAACUAAACGAAGAGUUUGUGUGUCAGUGCAAAGAGCUGGAGGACUCACAGGAAAUAGUGAAGCAGCUGGAGGCCGAUCGACAGAGAACGACCUCAAUGUCACCAACAUCCACCAUGUCCCUGCAUGACGAGUUAUCUCACUCCAUGAACAGUCUGGACAUGAUACCUGAGGCUACUUCACCACGGCAAUCAAAACAAACUUCACCACAACCUACGGAGGACAUGUCUGCUGAUGUAGUGGUGAACUUUGAACCAGAACUGGACUUCUACUGUUCACCGACUAGCACAUUGCGUCGUGCGUCAAUGCGAUCGUUGCAAUCGGGUCUGAGCACUCUUCGCAGAGUGGAUCACCAGGAACUCAUGGCCGCUUGGUCCACCAGUUCAGACGAUGACAGGGACUCCCCCUGUUCAAGGUGUAAGAACAUGCAGGAGAUGGUGACCAACUAUCAACAGGAAUUGAGCCUCGUCAACAAGCAGCUGUUGUCAGCGGUCGAGCAGAAAAUUAAACUGCAGGAACAAAAUGAAGCUUGGCAGAGUGACAUGGCUGAAAUAGUACAUCAGAACCUCUAUCAGAGACUGGAGCAAGACUCCCCAGCUAGGAAGGAAAAACUGAGCAAAUCUCCAAAGAGAAAGAUGUUCACUUCGAAUAAAGAUGACGCUGAAAAAAUAUUCAAACAUGAAUUCAUAAAACAUUCAUGGCUCUUUUGAAACUUUGCUUGCUCAUUUUGUUUGUGUUUAUUUAUAAUUAUGUUCUUCACGGCAUGAAGUGUGGUUACAAGGAUUGGUGCAUACAUGUCACUUUCAUCAACGUUUUUUUCAGACAGCAUAAUUUUUUUUCAA
Halichondria panicea is the source of this 1607-nucleotide messenger RNA. RefSeq names its product BICD family-like cargo adapter 1. Lineage: Eukaryota; Metazoa; Porifera; Demospongiae; Suberitida; Halichondriidae. The record is from RefSeq and is a predicted model, not a curated record. Bases 147 to 1475 code for a protein of 442 amino acids. The transcript is spliced from 9 exons.